Camarhynchus parvulus is the source of this 1825-nucleotide messenger RNA. Its product is annotated as zinc finger protein 260-like. Gene Ontology annotation, biological process: negative regulation of transcription by RNA polymerase II. NCBI's taxonomy places the organism in Eukaryota, Metazoa, Chordata, Aves, Passeriformes, Thraupidae. Gene Ontology annotation, molecular function: DNA-binding transcription repressor activity, RNA polymerase II-specific. The record is from RefSeq and is a predicted model, not a curated record.
UCCCAUUGCCAACACUUGGGAGGCUGUGAGGAAGAGGAAGAUGCCCUGGGACAUUGAGCCAGAGCAGGAGCUGAGCAUGGAGAGCAGGGAGGACAAAUGCCCGCGGCAGAACCUGGUGGAAGAGGCCGUUUUGAGCGGCUCCACGGCGCAGGAAGCCAACGGGGAGGAAAAGGCCCGGAGAUGCCGCACGAGGAGGGGCUGCAAACGCAGCUGGCGGGGAUGUGAGGGGGAAAGAGCCAGCCUGGGCCGGGAAGGCGGCCGGAGAUGGAGCCAGAGCUCGGAGCUGGUGCUCCAUGAGCAGCUCCAUGAUGGGGAGAAGCCCCACACGUGCGGGGAGUGUGGGAAGAGCUUCAGGUGCAACUCCCACCUGAUCCAGCACAAUAGGACCCACACUGGGGAACGGCCCUACGAAUGUGAUCAAUGCAGGAAGAGGUUUCAGACCAGCUCCCAUCUCCUCGUGCACCAGCGCACGCACACAGAGGAGAGGCCCUUCCGCUGCCCCGACUGCGGGCAGCGCUUCAGGCGCAACGACCAUCUUGUCACACACCAACGCAUCCACACUGGGGAGAGGCCCCACGAGUGUGAGGAAUGUGGGAAGAGCUUCAGCCAGAGCUCCAGCCUGAUCCUGCACCAGAGGUCCCACACUGGGGAACGGCCCUACGAGUGUGGGGAGUGUGGGAAAAGCUUCAGCCAGAGCUCCACUCUCAUCAGCCACCAGAGGACCCACACAGGGGAGAGGCCCUACGAGUGUGAUAAAUGCAGGAAGAGGUUUCACACCAGCUCCCAUCUCCUCCGGCACUGUCGGAUUCACACAGAGGAGAGGCCCUUCCGCUGCCCCGACUGCGGGAAGGGAUUCCAGCGCAACUCCCACCUCAUCACCCACCGGCGCAUCCACACUGGGGAGAGGCCCUACGAGUGUCCCCAGUGUGGGAAGAGCUUCUCCACCAGCUCAGCCUUGACCCGACACCAACAGAGGCACCACUAAGGGAAGCCCUGCAAGUGCCCCAAGUGUGGGAAGAGCUUCGUGCGCUGCUCCAGCUCCAUCCCCCACUGGAGGAGGCACUUUGGAGAAGCCCCACACGUGCGUGGGGAGUGUGGGAAGAGCUUCAGGUGGAACUCCGACCUAAUCAGGCACCAGAGGAUCCACACUGGGGAGCGGCCCUACGACUGUGGGGAGUGUGGGAAGAGCUUCAGCCAGAGCUCCCAGCUGAUUGUGCACCAGAGGAUCCACACUGGGGAAAAGCCCUUCAAGUGUGGGGAGUGUGGGAUGCGCUUCAGCCAGAGCUCCAACCUUAACACGCACCAGAGGACCCACACUGGGGAGAAGCCCUACGAGUGCGGGGAGUGUGGACAGAGUUUCAGCCGGAGCUCCAGCCUGAUCACGCACCAGAUGACCCACACUGGAGAGAGGCCCUACGAGUGUUCCGAGUGUGGGAAGGGGUUUCUGACCAGCUCCCAUCUUCUCCAGCACCAUCAGAGUCACACAGAGGAGAGGCCCUUCCAGUGCCCCGACUGUGAGAAGGGAUUCCAGCACAAAUCCCAACUCAUCACCCACCAGCGUGCCCACAGAGGGGAGAGGCCCUACGAGUGUGAUAAAUGCAGGAAGAGGUUUCUGACCAGCUCCGAUCUCCUCCGGCACUAUCGCAUUCACACCGAGGAGAGGCCCUUCCGCUGCCCCGACUGCGGGAGGGGAUUCAAGCACAACUCCACCCUCGUCAGGCACCAACGCAUCCACACUGGGGAGAGGCCCUACGAGUCUCCCCAGUGUGGGAAGAGCUUCUCCAGCAGCUCUAACUUGACCCAACACCAACGGAGGCACCACUAA